This is a messenger RNA of Cynoglossus semilaevis (tongue sole), 2529 nucleotides long. RefSeq names its product protein-O-mannosyltransferase 1 (gene pomt1). Gene Ontology annotation, molecular function: dolichyl-phosphate-mannose-protein mannosyltransferase activity. NCBI's taxonomy places the organism in Eukaryota, Metazoa, Chordata, Actinopteri, Pleuronectiformes, Cynoglossidae. The coding region runs from base 275 to 2434 and encodes 719 amino acids. Gene Ontology annotation, cellular component: membrane; endoplasmic reticulum. The record is from RefSeq and is a predicted model, not a curated record. Gene Ontology annotation, biological process: protein O-linked glycosylation via mannose. The transcript has 20 exons.
CGAGCCAUAUUCUUGAAGAUGAGAACCUCGCCAUUUACUCUCACCAUGGUAACGCCAACCAUGUAAUGCUAGGUUGGCUAGCUGCUUGGAUCUGCAGACAGAACUAAUCGAUCAUAUCGAGUGUCUGCUUCUGCUGCUGCAGACUUGCUGUGGAAACUAUGCUUGGAUUCGAUGAAACUACGAGGCUGUAAAGAACCAAUGGGCAUCUGAGUUUGCGGGUGUCGACAGAACAUGUUGUGUUUCAUGCGGACAACAACAGAUCCGAGUCGCCGUGAUGCUGCAUCUCCCCCUGAUGGUUACGGCUCAGGUGGACCUGGUCCUUGUGCUGGUCACUGUGCUGAGCCUGUGGACUCGACUGUGCCACCUCAGCUAUCCCAAUGCUGUGGUCUUCGAUGAAGUGUAUUAUGGCCAGUUUGUGUCCCUGUAUAUGAAGAGAGUUUUCUUCAUCGAUGACAGUGGACCACCUCUAGGUCACAUGAUAUUGGCACUCGGAGCGUAUCUGGGAGGAUUUGAUGGAAACUUUGCGUGGAACAGAAUUGGAGCAGAGUAUCCUUGCAGCGUGAGUGUUUGGACUCUGCGGUUCCUGCCUGCUCUGUGUGGAGCUCUCUGUGUUCCCCUGGUUUAUCUGUUGACUUUGGAGUUAAAAUUCUCUCACCUCUCUGCUCUGGGAGCUGCACUGCUGUUAUUGCUGGAGAACUCCCUGAUUGUCCAAUCACGCUUCAUGUUACUGGAGUCCGUUCUCAUCUUCUUCGUGCUGUUGGCCUUUUUCUCCUACCUGUGCUUCUACAACGCUCCCAGCAGCUCCUGGUUCAGGUAUGGCUGGCUGCUCCUCUGUGGAGCCUCCUGCGGUGCGGCCAUCGGGGUUAAAUACAUGGGCCUGUUCUCGUACCUGCUCCUGCUGGGUGUGGCCUCUCUGCACACCUGGAACCUGAUCGGAGACCGAACCGUCAGUCACCUCAGUGUGUGCGUGCAGUGUGUGUGUAGAUUUUUCUGCUUGCUGGUCCUUCCUGUCCUGCUCUAUGUAUUCUGGUUCUACGUUCAUCUGAGUAUCCUGAGCCACAGCGGUCCACAUGACCAGCUGAUGAGCUCAGCCUUCCAGGCCAGUCUUCGGGGUGGUCUCUCGCGGAUCACGCAGGGUCAGCCCCUGGAAGUGGCCUAUGGCAGUCAGGUGACGCUAAAGAGCUCUGCCUCUCAGCCAAUCCCCUGCUGGCUCCACUCACACAAAGCCAACUAUCCAAUCAGGUACGAAAACGGGCGUGGCAGCUCCCACCAGCAGCAGGUCACCUGUUACCCCUUCAAAGACGUCAACAACUGGUGGAUUGUCAAAGACCCCGACAGACAGGAAAUGAUGGUGAGCAGUCCCCCCCGGCCUGUCCGUCAUGGUGAUGUCAUCCAGCUAGUUCAUGGCAUGACCUCACGUUUCCUGAACAGCCAUGACGUGGCAGCUCCCAUGAGUCCUCACGCCCAGGAGGUCUCUGGCUACAUCAACUUCAACGUUUCUAUGGCAGCUCAGAACCUGUGGAGAGUGGACAUCUCAAACAGGGAGGUGGAGUCAGACGUGUGGAAGACCAUCCUGUCAGAGGUUCGACUGAUCCACGUCAACACCUCGGCCGUUCUUAAGCUGAGUGGUGUGUCUCUCCCAGACUGGGGUUUCCGCCAGCUGGAAAUUGUAGCGGAGAAACUGUUCAAAGCUAACACUGGCAAUUUGGGAUGGACGGUGGAGGAACACCGAUACGGAACCAGUCAGGAGCAGAAAGAGAGGGAAGUGGAGCUGCAUUCUCCAUCUCACAUUGAUGUGGACAGAAAGAUUUCCUUUUGGGCAAAGUUUUUAGAACUACAGUGGAAGAUGCUAACAGUAAAACAGGAAGACUCCGAACACAAAUACAGCUCCUCCCCUUUAGAGUGGAUCACCAUGGAAACCAACAUUGCAUACUGGCUGCACUCCUCCUCUAAUGCUCAGAUCCAUCUGAUUGGUAACCCAGUGUCAUGGGGUGUUGCCAACUUCAGCCUGUUGGCCUAUCAGGUGCUGGCAGUUUUCUAUCUGCUGAGGAGGAGGCGGGGCUUCAAAGACUUGCCUCACGGUGUGUGGUGUAAGUUUGUGUGCCUGGGCUGUGUGUGUGUCGGCGGCUGGUUAGUCAACUUUGUGCCUUUCUUGUUGAUGGAGAAAACACUCUUCCUCUAUCACUACCUGCCCGCUCUCUGCUACCUGUACCUGCUGAGCCCCGCCCUGCUGGAGCACAUGCACACUCAUCUUCUCAGCAGCGUGACGUACCAGCGAGCGCUGUGUGUGUGGGCCUCAGCUGUGUUGUUGUCUGUCUUCCUGUCAUAUCGAACCUUCUGCCCACUCACCUAUGGAAAUCCAGAGCUUUCGGCAAAUGAACUGCGAGGACUCAAAUGGCGGGACAGCUGGGACAUCCUGUACCGGAGACGUUAGUCACAGAGAGGACAACCAAUUAGUCUGUACAUGAUGAUGAUGUCACAAGAGUUGAGUGGAAAAAAACGUUUUAAAUAAAAACUACUGACAAAAAA